CUGUGCAGGCGGGGGCGCCAAUUGCGCAUUCCGCUUGGGGCGCCAGCUGCCACAGCCCACCUCGGGCCACUCCUGUGCCUAGUUUUACUGCAGACUCCAUAAAAAGUAAUAGCUGUUCUUCUCUUGCUGUUGGAAUCAGUGGUAGAUCCACCUCCCGCUCCCAUUAUGCAGAUUUGUCAUGGUAGUGGGAUACAGCACUUGUUACCAAAGGGAUCUUGGAGACUGAGGAAAGAAGGGAAACAUGACACAGGGAAGAAGAAUGUAGUCACUGAGAGACAUGGAACCAUCAUGACAAUUGGAAUUAACAGGCCAGAAGCCAGGAAUGCUGUGAAUCAGAAGACAGCAGCAAUGCUUCUGCAGGCAUUCAACUCUUUUGAGGAUGAUACCUCACUAACUGUUGCUGUACUUCAUGGAAUAGGAGGUAAUUUCUGCGCUGGUUAUGAUUUGAAAGAGCUGGCCCACAACCCAACCUCAAUCAAAUCGGAACAAGAUGUCACCAAAGGUCCUGGUCCCAUGGGUCCUUCCCGAAUAAAGUUUUCCAAACCAGUGAUUGCUGCAGUAAGUGGAUAUGCAGUAGCUGGGGGUCUUGAGCUCUCUCUUUUGGCUGACCUGCGUGUUGUGGAGCAGAGUGCUGUUUUUGGAGUGUUCUGCAGACGCUUUGGUGUUCCAUUGAUUGAUGGUGGCACUGUACGGCUACCUCGACUGAUUGGUCUCUCACGAGCCUUAGAUCUCAUUCUAACUGGUCGUCCUGUUAGUGCACAAGAAGCAUAUGAAUUUGGACUAGCCAAUCGAAUAGUGCCCAAUGGCCAAGCAUGCAGAAGAGGGGGCAGCAGGCAGUCUGCAAAGCAGGCAGCAGUACUGGGACUCCAGCAGCAGGGAAGAAGAAUCAGCAGCUAUAGAGAUGCGGGGAGGAGCUCAGCCUGCAGCCAGCUACUCUACUUCUAGCUCCCUCUCUAGGCUGCAGGGACAUGGAGAGAGCUGCUGCCAGAGGGAGCCACUGCCGCCUCCAUGCUGGGCCUCUCUUCCAGAGACUUCCUGAAAAGCCUGGGGGGUGUCACACAUUCGUGCCUCUCCAAAAGCAGUCACAUUUAAAUUCCGCGCAUGCUUCUCAUUGGUUACGAUUACAAUUAAAAGUUGCAUAAGUCAGGGACCAUGUUUUAAUACAUGUUUGUACGGUGCCUAAAUGGGGCCCUGCUCCAUAAGCAGGGGCCUUGUGGUGCUCUCAGGAUGCAAAUAAUAAAUUAAAAUAUACACGUGGCACAGGAUUGGCUCACCGCAGAAAGAACAUCCAACAUCUGCCACAUUUGUUUUUACUGCUGCCCUGCCACUAACUUAUUAUUCAUGUUUAAAAUAAAUCUUAAAGCAGGCUGCUAACAAAAGUACUUCAUCCAAUUAUCCAUUCCCUUCAUUGUAAUUAUUUUGUAACGUCACAUUAGCUGAAACUAGAGCAUUUGUUGAUGGUCUGCCAUCAUAUUUUAUUAAUUUAUUUUGUUUUAAAUGGAGGGAAACAAAACUUUCCAAAUGUCACCGUAUGUUUGGAAAAAUGAAACGGUUUCCCUUAUAUUUUGGGUAAGGGAAAUGAAUAGGGGGUUUUCUAAUGGAAAUCAGACGUAGCACUUGCUUUUACACUAAAAAAAGCAUGUACUCCAGUUUCUCAGCUUGUGAAACAGUCUUGUCCUGCCACUGUACAGUUCCUUGAUGAUUUGUUUUAUUUCGUUUCUAAUUAAUUAGCUGCCUGCUCCAUCUCUACAACAGCUGGAGACAAAGAUAUUGUGAAGUACUAAAAUGACUUGAGGCAAGAAUCUAGUUUAGAAAGAUUUCCUUUACUAGCUAAAUGUUAUGUUUCCACUCAAAAGAAAGGUGCUGCUGUGCAGUCAUAAAAAGCUGGCCAAAAACCCUGUUAACCUUUGCAGUCAGCUGUGUUGUUUUUUGAUCCAUGCCAACAUGGAUCACUGCUCUGGCCCAAGAGACUGGCUCUCUUACUCUGUUAAGUUAGAAUCCAAGGAACUCAAAUAGCAACUCACUCAGGGCCCAAGUCUGCAAACACUUAUUCACAUGAGUAGUCUUUCCUUAGGCAGCUGAUCCCACUGAUUUAAAUGGGAGUAGCUGGGUAAGUGAGUGAGGGUUUUUCAGGAUGCAGGCCCGUAUGCUGGGGUGGGUGUGAAGGGUGUGAACCCAUCCAGCCACGGUCCUCGCCCAUGCUCUGGCCAGGGUCCUCUGCCCAUGCACCUCUCCCUGGUGGAAAGCAGGGAGGCAUGCUGCCUUAGCCUCCCUCCCCUGUGCUCUGACCAUCUGAGAGAGGCUGGGGCUGAUUCUCUCUCUUCCUCACCCAGGAGCAGGGACAGGACUGGGCUGCAGGGGAUGAGAAAGCCACCAGCCCCUCCCGCAGCAUGCACCCCAUCCCUACAGAAAUUCCUGCAUAAGGGAUGUGAGCUUCAUUCCCUGCACCCCCCUUAAUUCAUUGUUCUCAGGCCUUGUCUACCCGGCCUCUUUACUGAUCUGUAACUUUCUUGCUCAGGGUAAGAAAAAUCCCCCCUCCCCCCCCCCAGCACAGCAAGUUACAGCACUGUAAAGCCCCGGUGCAAACAGGCUCCAAGCUGUGAGAGCUAUGCUCCUUGUGGAGGUGGCUUACUUGGAGUGCUGGUGCUGUGACCACACUGCUAGGUAAGAACACGGCCACAGCUGCACUUUAAACUUAGAAAUGUAGACAGAACCCCACAUAUUUCUCAUAAGCUACGUCUAGACUACGAGCCUCUUUAGAAAGAGAGCAUCUAGACUGCAACAACUUAUUUUGAAAAAGCGU
Pelodiscus sinensis (Chinese soft-shelled turtle) is the source of this 2803-nucleotide messenger RNA. NCBI's taxonomy places the organism in Eukaryota, Metazoa, Chordata, Testudines, Trionychidae. The record is from RefSeq and is a predicted model, not a curated record.